AUGAGGCGCAGCCUGAGGAAGAUGCUGAGCCCUGGGUGUAAGCAGGAGCCCCAGGGCGCAGUCUACCAGGGCGUGGAGAACGGCAUGGACGGCCGCAAGGACUCGCUGAAGGUGGUUUUUGAAGGAAGUACAUGUAGAUUUAACUUGAAGAAACGAAAGAAGUUAAGCAAAUAUGAUGAUGUGAACGCAUCCCCUUUGCACCAUGCUGCAGAAGAAGGUCAAGUGCAGCUGAUGGGGAUGAUCAUCAAUGACUCCUCUUUUGAAGUGCUGAAUGUGAUGGAUGAUUAUGGAAAUACCCCUCUGCACUGGGCCACAGAAAAAAACCAAGUUGAAAGUGUUAAGUUUCUUCUUAGCAAAGGAGCCAACCCAAACCUCCGAAACAGCAACAUGUUGGCUCCUCUUCACAUCGCUGUGCAGGGCUUACACAAUGAGGUGAUGAAGGUCUUGACUGAGCACAACAACACUAAUAUUAAUUUGGAAGGAGAAAAUGGAAACACAGCUGUGAUAAUCGCAUGCGCCAAAGAUAAUAGUGAAGCACUGCAAAUCUUGUUAAAUAAAGGAGCUAAGCCAUGUAAGGCAAAUAAAUGGGGAUGUUUCCCUAUUCAUCAGGCUGCAUUCUCAGGUGCCAAAAAAUGCAUGGAAAUAAUAUUAAAGUUUGGUGAGGAACAUGGAUAUAGCAGAGAGUCUCAUAUUAACUUUGUGAAUAAUGCAAAAGCUAGUCCCCUCCACAUGGCGGUUCAAAGUGGUGACUUGGAAAUGAUUAAAAUGUGCUUGGACAAUGGCGCACAGUUGGAUCUGAUGGAAAAUGGGAAGUGCACACCCCUUCACUUUGCUGCCACCCAGGGAGCCACUGAGAUUGUUAAAUUGAUGAUAUCUUCCUAUUCUGGUAGCAGUGAUAUCGUCAAUGCAGUGGAUGGAAAUCAGGAGACACUCCUUCACAGAGCCUCAUUAUUUGAUCACCAUGAACUGGCAGACUACUUAAUUUCAGUGGGAGCAGAUAUCAAUAGCACUGAUUCGGAAGGACGUUCUCCACUCAUAUUAGCAACUGCUUCUGCAUCUUGGAAUACUGUAAAUUUGCUACUGUCUAAAGGUGCCCAUGUAGACAUAAAAGAUCAUCUUGGAUGUAAUUUUUUGCAUUUGACUGUACAGCAACCUCAUGGAUUAAAAAAUCUGCAACCUGAGUUUAUGCAGAUGCAACAUAUUAAAAAGCUGGUAAUGGAUGAAGAUGAUGACGGGUGUACUCCUCUACAUUAUGCAUGUAGACACGGGAUUCCUGUCUCUGUAGAUAACCUCCUUGACUUUAACGUGUCCAUUCAUUCCAAAAGCAAAGAUAAGAAAUCACCCUUACAUUUUGCAGCCAGUUACGGGCGUAUCAACACCUGUCAGAGGCUUCUGCAAGAUAUGAAUGACACGAGGCUUUUGAAUGAAGGUGACCUCCAUGGAAUGACGCCUUUGCACCUGGCUGCAAAAAAUGGGCAUGAUAAGGUAGUUCAACUUCUUCUGAAAAAAGGUGCAUUAUUUCUCAGUGACCACAGUGGCUGGACUGCUUUGCAUCAUGCUUCCUUGGGCGGGUACACUCAGACCAUGAAGGUCAUUCUUGACACUAACAUGAAGUGCACAGAUCAGCUAGAUGAAGAAGGGAACACUGCACUGCACUUUGCUGCAAGGGAAGGCCAUGCCAAAGCCGUCGCACUUCUUUUGAGUUAUGAUGCUGACAUCGUCCUGAACAAGCAGCAGGCCUCCUUUUUGCAUGUUGCAAUUCACAAUAAGAGGAAGGACGUGGUUCUUACGACCAUCAAGAACAAAAGAUGGGAAGAAUGCCUUAAGGUUUUUAGUCAUUAUUCUCCAAGCAAUAAAUGUCCAGUUAUGGAAAUGGUAGAAUACCUCCCUGAAUGCAUGAAGGUCCUUUUAGAUUGUUGCAUGAUGCCCUCCAAAAGAGACAAGUCCUGCCAAGACUAUUAUAUUGAGUAUAAUUUCAGGUAUCUUCAGUGUCCAUUAGAAUUUACCAAGAAAGUAACACCUGCACAGGAUGUUACAUAUGAGCCUCUUACAACCCUCAACGCAAUGGUACAACAUAACCGCAUAGAGCUUCUCAAUCAUCCUGUAUGUAAAGAAUAUUUACUUAUGAAAUGGUUGGCUUAUGGGUUUAGAGCCCAUAUGAUGAACCUAGGAUCUUACUGUCUUGGUCUCCUGCCUAUGACCUUUCUUGUUGUCAGUAUAAAGCCAGGUAUGGCUUUCAACUCAACUGGAAUCAUCAAUGAAACUAGUGAUCAUUCAGAAAUAUUAGACACCAAGAAUUCCUAUUCUAUAAAAGUUUGCAUGAUUUUAGUUUUUUUAUCAAGUAUAUUUGGAUAUUGCAAAGAAGUGGUCCAAAUUUUCCAACAGAAAAGGAAUUACAUCUUGGAUAAUGCCAAUGGAGCUGAAUGGAUUAUCUACACAACAAGUAUCAUUUUUGUGUCACCCUUAUUCAUUGGUAUACCAGCUUAUGUGCAGUGGCAAUGUGGAGCGAUUGCUAUAUACUUCUACUGGAUGAACUUCUUACUGUAUCUCCAAAGAUUUGAAAAUUGUGGAAUUUUCAUCGUUAUGUUGGAGGUAAUUAUGAAAACUCUGUUGAGGUCUACAGUCGUGUUUGUCUUUCUACUUUUGGCUUUUGGCCUCAGUUUCUACGUCCUCCUGAGUAUACAGGAUGCUUUCAGCUCUCCAUUGCUUUCUAUAAUCCAGACCUUCAGCAUGAUGCUAGGAGAUAUUAAUUACCGUGAUGCCUUCCUAGAACCAUUUUUGAGAAAUGAAUUGGUAUAUCCAGUUCUGUCUUUUGCACAGCUUAUUGCCUUCACAAUGUUUGUCCCAAUUGUGCUCAUGAAUUUACUUAUUGGGUUGGCAGUUGGUGACAUUGCAGAAGUCCAGAAGCACGCAUUGUUGAAGAGGAUUGCUAUGCAGGUGGAACUUCAUACCAGCUUAGAGAAGAAGCUGCCACUGUGGUUCCUACGCAAAGUAGAUCAGAAAUCCAUCAUCGUGUAUCCCAACAGACCCAGAUGUACAGGGUUAUUAGCUAUAUUUCAUUUUAUUUUUUAUGCCCAAGAAGAAAGGCAGGAAAUUCCAAAUGUUGACACAUCUCUGGAAACAGAAAUAUUGAAGCAGAAAUAUCGGCUGAAGGAUCUCACUUCUCUUGUGGAGAAACAGCAUGAGCUUAUUAAACUCAUCAUUCAGAAGAUGGAAAUCAUCUCUGAGACAGAGGAUGAAGACAACCAUCAUUCUUUUCAAGACAGGUUUAAAAAAGAGCAGUUAGAACAAAGGAAUAGCAAAUGGAAUUCUGUGUUGAAAGCAGUAAAGGCAAAAACACACUGCCCUUAG
Molecule: messenger RNA, 3351 nt
Organism: Puma concolor (puma)
Lineage: Eukaryota; Metazoa; Chordata; Mammalia; Carnivora; Felidae
Gene: TRPA1
Product: transient receptor potential cation channel subfamily A member 1
Biological process (GO): monoatomic ion transmembrane transport
Cellular component (GO): transmembrane transporter complex; membrane
Molecular function (GO): monoatomic ion channel activity; protein binding
Source: RefSeq, a predicted model, not a curated record